Paraglomus brasilianum is the source of this 1469-nucleotide messenger RNA. The record is from the annotation of a GenBank genome assembly. NCBI's taxonomy places the organism in Eukaryota, Fungi, Glomeromycota, Glomeromycetes, Paraglomerales, Paraglomeraceae.
AAGAUUCUAUCGAACAAUUAUAUGCCUUUUUCUACAACCCAUACCCAAAACAUAUUGUCAACGACGGAUGGAGCGUAUACGAUCCUUUAAGGGAAUUCGAGCGGAUGGGAGUAACAAAAAAUGUUGCAUGGCGGUUUUCGACUGUCAAUAGGAAUUAUGAUCUUUGUCCGUCUUACCCAAGAAUCCUAGUUGUGCCAUCGAAAAUAAGUGAUGCCGUCCUUUCGCAUGCAUACAAGUUUCGCAGUAAAGGUCGGAUUCCGACUUUGAGUUAUUUACAUUGGGCGAAUCAGUCUUCUAUAACACGCUCAAGCCAACCAAUGGUUGGAAUAAAACUGAAGCGUUCUCCGCAAGACGAGAAGCUAAUCGAAGCCAUCUUCCAAACGAACAGACUCUUUGUUGAUGGACAAACUAAAACAGUCUACGGAUCAACACAACGCAAUCUGAUCGUAGACGCACGUCCAACUAUAAAUAUCAUGGCCAACAGAGCAAUGGGUGCAGGAACAGAGCAUAUGGAUAAUUACAAAAAUUGCCAGAAACAACAAAUGGGAAUCGAUAAUAUUCAUGUGAUGAGAGAAUCUUUGGCGAAGAUUGUUGAUGUAAUCCAGUCAUCCGAUAUCCAACGAAUUCCAAUAAAACGUUCUCUCUUGGACAAAUCCAACUGGCUCAAGCACAUAAGUACUCUUCUCGAAGCAGCCGUGAUCAUAGUUAAUCAUAUUCACGUUUGCAACUCACACGUACUAGUCCAUUGCUCAGACGGAUGGGAUCGCACUGCACAAUUGACAUCCAUAGCUGAACUCUGUCUCGACCCUUACUAUCGCACACUUCGCGGGUUUCAAGUACUUGUUGAAAAAGACUGGAUAUCGUUCGGCCACAAGUUCAGUGAUCGCUCAGGACACCUGUCGAAUGAGAAAUAUUUUAUCACAAUAUCAAACAGCAAUGCCAAGAAUAUGAAUAGUUUGUAUGAUCAAUCACACGUUAGAGAAACCUCACCAGUGUUUCACCAAUUCCUAGAUUGCGUUUAUCAAUUGUUGCGUCAGUUUCCAGAUAGGUUUGAGUUCAAUGAGAAGUUUCUGAUUGAAUUGCAUUAUCACGUGUAUUCAUGUCAGUUUGGGACAUUUCUGUUUAAUUCGGAAAAGGAACGGGUACAGUAUAAUGUGGUAGCAUCCACCAAUUCGUUGUGGGAUUAUAUCAACUCCAAAGCCGAAGAGUUUACGAAUGAAUCGUAUGAUGGAGGAGCCAAGGAUACAGAAGAGAUGGGUGAUGGAGCAGUAUUAUUUCCCAGGACAAAGACAAGUGAUUUAAAGUAUUGGGCCGGGUUGUUUGGUAAGAAAGACGAGGAAUUGAACGAUUGGCUGACAUGGAGAUCAGAGAGCCCGCCACCUUGUCCACCGACUACUCCGACCGUAAUGAGCGUGUCAUUUGGUGCACACAAAGAUGAUGAACUAAGUAGAGACUGGCUAAUUAUCUGA